AUGUCUCAUGGUAAUACACCGGCUCAACAGAAUCCCAUUUUGAACUUUUCUCCACAUGUUCCGGGCCAAUCGCACGAAAAUUUACAACACCAUGGUCAACAACUGGGAAUAAGACAAGCAUCGGGCGCUAGUGCGCAGUCUACGGCUCAAACGCCACAUCAUACUGCAGCUUACAGUCCACUGGUUCAGAAAGUCCAAAAUAGUGCGACGUUGGCGACACCGGCGCCUCAUGUUGACAAUGGAUCGGCUGCGGGUCUCUUGGCGUCGAUGACAAAAAAUGGGCUCUUGGGAGCAGGAGCUCCUUCCACUCUGCGGAAAGUGAGCGGGUUUAGGGAUUUUGGCUCCUCCAGGGUGGGAAGUACGGCUUUCGAAGAUGCCAAAAACGAUGCAUACCAGGCUUCAGUACCUGCCGUGUUGUCGAUAGCUGAAUUACCAGCAGCCGAGAAAUUGCGGCUUUGGAGACACGAUGCCCUCAUGCAACAUCAUUAUCGCACCGCCGAAUACAUUGGCGAUAAGGUUUACAGUAUGACACAUGACCCCAAUGAUGCUUUUUGGCUCGCCCAGGUGUACUACAACACGGGCGCGUAUAUUAGAGCUGUUGAACUCCUGUCUCAUGAUAACUUAGAUGCGUCUAGUGUUAUGUGUCGAUAUUUAACGGCACUAUGUCAAGUCAAGUUGAAAAAAUAUGAGGAAGCUCUCGAUACUGUUGGAGAGACUAAUCCUUUCAAAGACGCUAACGGAGACCACCCAAAAAACGUGGAUGGUGGAAUAAAACUGGUAUCUUCCAUGUGUUUUCUUCGAGGUAAAAUUUACUGUGCUUUGAACAGUUUCGAAAAGGCUAAAGAGGCUUUUAAAGAAGCGGUUCAAGUCGACAUUAAGAAUUUUGAGGCCUUCGAUGAGCUAAUAAGCAAAAGUUUGCUGACUCCUGCCGACGAGUGGCAAUUUUUGGCCAGCUUAGAUUUUACAGAGCUUGAUGACAACGAAGAUUUGAUAAAAAACCUCUACAUUUCGCGACUAUCCAAGUUCCUCAACCUUGAAGAAGUCGAAAAGGCUCACGCCUUUCUCAUUGAUGAGUAUAAGCUGGGCGAUAACAUAGAUGUUAUACGCAGCAAAUGUGACAUGCUUUUUACACAAUGCAAGUUUUCCGCUUGUAUGAAGUUAUGUGAAUAUGCUUUGGAGCGAGAUGAGCUGAGUCUGGCGAUUUUGCCGACUUAUAUCUCGUGCCUUUACGAGCAGGGUGGGAAGAACAAGUUGUUUCUCAUCUCACAUAAGCUUGCAGAGCAUUUCCCAAAAAGUGCAGUGACGUGGUUUAGCGUGGGAACCUAUUAUAUGACAAUAAACAAAGUGGCAGAAGCUCGCAAGUAUUUCUCAAAGGCCUCGAUUAUAGAUCCCAGUUUUGGACAAGCUUGGAUAGGAUUUGCACAUACUUAUGCGGUGGAAGGCGAGCAUGAACAAGCAGUCUCUGCUUAUGCGACCGCGUCCAGGUUUUUUCCCGGCACCCACCUGCCGAAUCUAUUUCUUGGAAUGCAAUAUCUUCUCAUGGAUUCUUUGCCGCUGGCGGAAGAGUAUUUCAUCUUAGCAUAUGAGGUAUGUCCCUAUGAUCCCCUCUUACUGAAUGAAAUGGGGGUGAUGUAUUUUAAAAAAGGCGAUUAUCUCAAGGCCAAGAAAUAUUUGAAGAAAGCAUGGGAGGCCAUAAAGACGUUGUGCUCUGAAUCCAAGUCAUGGGUUUCUAUUCAUACAAAUUUGGCCCAUACCUAUAGAAAAUUGGGGCACAAUGAGCGUGCAGUCAAGUGCUUUAAAUUGGUAUUAGAAACUGCAGGAAGAGACACAGACACAUUGUGCGCUCUAGGGUUUGUUUAUUUGCGAAUGAAUAAAAUUGAGAAAGCCAUUGAUGCCCUCCACUGUAGUUUGGCCAUCAACCCAUCAAAUCAAGCGUCCCAAGAUUUACUUAAGCAAGCGCUUGAGAUUAAUGUCACAAUGCUUUUGGAUGACGAUCAUCCACUACUGGUUAGCUCGAACAUUCAGGAAAAGGGAGCUCGGUUGUUGAAUAGAAAACGUGAGGGUGAAUUCAGAGCUUCCCAGAUCGCGAAGAAACUCAAGCAGGGUCAGGAAUCCUCAGAUGAGGAAGUAGCCGAUUUGAUGGAUGUGGAAUGA
Lachancea mirantina is the source of this 2154-nucleotide messenger RNA. NCBI's taxonomy places the organism in Eukaryota, Fungi, Ascomycota, Saccharomycetes, Saccharomycetales, Saccharomycetaceae. The record is from the annotation of a GenBank genome assembly.